Messenger RNA from Phycodurus eques (leafy seadragon), 4004 nucleotides. Its product is annotated as activin receptor type-1C. The coding region runs from base 121 to 1779 and encodes 552 amino acids. Gene Ontology annotation, molecular function: activin receptor activity, type I; ATP binding. Gene Ontology annotation, biological process: cellular response to growth factor stimulus; nervous system development; protein phosphorylation. Lineage: Eukaryota; Metazoa; Chordata; Actinopteri; Syngnathiformes; Syngnathidae. Gene Ontology annotation, cellular component: plasma membrane; activin receptor complex. The record is from RefSeq and is a predicted model, not a curated record. The transcript is spliced from 9 exons.
AUGUGGGAGUGAGUGUGUGUGUGUGUGUGUGUGUGUGUGUGUGUGUGUGUGUGCGUGCCGGCCGCGUGGAGCGAGCAGAGAAGCAGCGUCCAGCCGGAGGGAACCCAUGCGGUCCUUGCCAUGACUCGACCCGGCAAGCAGAGCCUUAACGCACUUUGGAUUUUGCUGUGUGUGGCCCAGCUGAGCGCAGGUCUCAAAUGCGUGUGCCAGCUGUGCGACAAUCACGUCUGCGAGACGUCCGUCGACGGCGCCUGCUGGAACUCGGUGAUGCUGAUCGACGGCCGAGAGGAGACGCUCAAGUCCUGCCUGUCGCCGUCCGAGAUGAGAGGUCCGCUGUACUGCUACAGCUCCCCCAACGUCGCCAAGAGGAACUGUUGCUUCACCGACUUCUGCAACAACGAAACGCUGCACUUACAGCCCGAGAGGCCUUUGGAAGAUGGCGACAGCAGCAGUGGCAGCAGGUUGCAGUUGGCCGUGGUGGUCGUGGUGCCCUCGUGCCUGCUAUGCGUUGGCGUCAUGCUGGGGGCGUUUGUGGUGCAGCGUCAGCGUUGCGCCUACAGCCAGGCGCACAAACACGACCCGGAGGAGGCCCUGGACGACCACAUGCUCAUGUCGCCUGACAAAUGUCUCAAAGAUCUCAUCUACGACAUGAGCACCUCCGGCUCGGGAUCAGGGCUUCCAUUGCUGGUCCAGCGAACCAUAGCCCGGACCAUCGUUCUCCAGGAGAGCAUCGGAAAGGGUCGCUUCGGCGAGGUUUGGCGAGGAAAGUGGCGGGGAGAGGACGUGGCCGUGAAGAUCUUCUCCACCAGGGACGAGAGGUCCUGGUUCCGUGAAACGGAGAUUUAUCAGACCAUCAUGCUAAGACACGACAAUAUCCUGGGCUUCAUUGCGGCUGACAACAAAGAUAACGGCUCGUGGACUCAACUGUGGUUGGUGUCCGAGUACCACGAGCACGGCUCGCUGUUCGAUUACCUGAACAGGUACACGGUGUCGGUGGAGAGCAUGGUCGCCAUCGCUCUCUCUGUCGCCAGCGGCCUGGCUCAUCUCCACAUGGAGAUCAUUGGCACACAAGGGAAGCCAGCCAUCGCUCAUAGGGAUCUGAAGUCUAAAAAUGUCUUGGUGAAGACAAACGGCACCGCGGUCAUCGCAGAUUUGGGCUUGGCCGUGAAACACGACUCUGGCACCAACAGCAUUGACAUCCCGACCAACCACAGAGUGGGAACCAAGAGGUACAUGUCCCCUGAAAUCCUGGACGAGACCAUCAACGUGAGCAACUUUGAGUCAUUCAAGCGGGCGGAUAUCUACUCGUUGGGUCUAGUGUUCUGGGAACUGGCUCGAAGAUGUUCAGUGAGAGGACUUCACGAAGAUUUCCAGCUGCCUUAUUAUGACCUGGUGCCUUCAGAUCCCUCUGUGGAGGACAUGAGGAAGGUGGUGUGCGAGCAGAAACUGCGACCAAACAUUCCAAACCAGUGGCAGAGCUGUGAGUUAGGCUCUGCGUGUGAUGGGCAAACUGAUGAGAGAGUGCUGGUACGCCAACCCUGCCGCCCGUCUCACCGCCCUGCGGGUCAAGAAGACCACGGCUUCACUGUCUGCUGUCAGGGAGGUCAAAGAGUAGAGACAUUUCUCACCACAAAGCCGGCUCAGCGAUGGUGCUGCUGGACUGGGACCACACCGGGAUUUUACCAUCUGGGAAGGUACCCACAUGGUAUUCAAAAUACAAUCAGUCGAUUGAGUUUGUUGUCGGUGCCAAAAAAUCGUGAGGUGCCUGUGGCAGCUUAGCACCAAUGUUGUGGUCAAUCGAACCAAACAGAUCAUAUAAAAACAUGACUAAUGUAUAAACCUUGCUACCUCGCAUAUUGAAGUGCCCUAAAAUUGCUCCUAGUCACCUUGUUGUGCCAUGUCUUGUAGUGAACACAGUGUUUUAAAAGAUAAGUAGUGUGCUAUUUGUGAAGGUUACUGUAAGACAACCAUACUUACUUUUAAAUGGCACUUGCAUAGGACAUGUUUGACAAUUUGCAUGACAAUGUCUGUUAAGUCAAAUGUCCAAAUGCUCUGUGAAAGGAGGCGCUCUGUAUCUCACACUUCAAGUCAACAGGGGGCAGCAGUGAUUCAGCACCCCUAUUCUUUUUACCGCACUAACUUCCUAAGAAGGAGAUGAAAGGAAAAGUUGAUUUACAGUGGAACCGCUUAUAGUCUAAUACAAUCCUUUUCACGACUCGGAUCAAAAUCUAUUUUAUUUAAAAUUUUGGAGCAUUUUUUCCCCACCAGAAAUCAUUAACUCAUUCACUGCCAGCCUUCCCAGUUAACAUGGAUAUUUGACUUCUAAAGCCGUCAAUGGCAGUGAAUGUGUUAAAAGAGGCGCUAGCCACUAGCUAGCUCACGAGGUAACAGGCUUCCGGGGCUCCUCUCAGCCGGCGGAUGGGCGUUGGCCAGGGCAUAGCAUUAGCUAGCUCGCUGUAGUAUCUCACAAUUCUUCCUAUUCUUGUGUAGUUUAUUUGGUGGUUGGCAAACCAGUAUCUUGCAGUUGCGCCGGAUGACCACUGAGGCAAAAACCUUAUGAGACGUUUGGGGACCCCUGGAAGUCUCGGGGCCCCAGGCAAUUGCCUGUGUUUACCUCAUGGUAAAUCCGCCCCUUUGCUCUGAAUGCAAGUCCGCUUAACUUCAUGAAAUUGCUGGCGUAUAAGUUGAGGGUGGUCCUUCUUCUGAAUACUUGUUGUAAAAAAAAGACAAAGAAAAAUAAAAAAAAAAAAUUAAAAGUGCAAAAUGAAUCCUUAUACUUGUUGUAGACACACAUAAUCUUCCCCCAAAUUUUGUUCCAAUUUUGAAUUGUAUGACCUUGUUGGUGUUUGACUUUAGAGGUUCCACUGCAAAUUGAUUCCAGCUCUCCACUUUAAUCUCAUCAAAAACAAAAAAGAAAAAUGUAUGUAUGUGUGCGGCCCUCUGGUCAUGCUAGCUCAAUAUUGCCUCCUGAGGAGUAUGUUGGAAUUACAAGACAAGUUGGCCUUGUCAGUGAAGAAGGAAGAAAAAAAAAAGGCAAACAUCUUCAUAUUUUUCAUUUGUUGUGUUUCUUAAGACUUGACAGUCACAUGCUAUAAGAAUGUUAAAAAAGAUUUUGCACAGUUAAAAGCAUUCCGUUGCGGAAAAGAGCUGAAUGUUAGUUUGUGGACAGACCAAAGGUCAUCCAUGAAUGUGAGAUGUAUGUAUUUAUUCACUAUGUGUUUUUAUUUUUAACUUUCAAAAACCAAAGUUGCCUGAAAACCAGACAAAUGUUAGCUGGAAUAGGGAAAACAUCAUAGGAAGCUGCUUAAGAACAACAAGUACUUAAGAGUACUUGAAUAUGAUGAUCUAAUACCUAAUUAGGUCAUCUAAUCUAAUACCUGAUGCAGAAGGGAAAGUGCACACUGGUGCUUGUGUAUGUGGACUUCAAUGUUGAACUUUAAUUUUUGGUGGUGUUGGUGAAAAUGUUAUUCUGCAGAGAACCUUUCCAUGUUUGUAGUCCCAAUCACUUUUACACCACAUCUGGCUCCACAUGCACUUGUAAUCACUUGUGAAGGAACAUACUGUUUCCAAACCUGUGUUAAAAGACGAUAUGGAUAAAUGUCGCAAAUGUAAAGCACAUAUUUGCAUCUUAUUGUCAUGGAUUUUGUGUUGAAAGCACGGUAAAGAAAUCCAAAUGCCGGAUUAAUGAAUGUACUUUUUUUUUCUUUUUUUUUUUGCUUGAUUUUGAAUUAUUGCUAACCAAGCUUUGAACUUCCAUUGUGUCAUAUCUGCUUUUCCAUGCCAGCCAAGCAUGGAUUGUUGAGAUUAUAAAGACAUUCUAAAGUGGAGUGAUUGGUAAUGUGCAAGUACUCAGCUAAUCUGUUGUUAGGAAUACAAAUCACAAAUGUCAUUAAUGUGACUGCUGUAGGGUGGAACCCCUGAAGAUGAAUGGCCCUUAAGUCGUAAAGUUGGGAAUAUAACCAGUAUUGUCUGGAAAAAUGACAGCGUUAAAUUAAAGAUGUUGC